AUGGCACUACCGUCACAGUACCCCAAUACCCUAAGCCAAAAGUUCAUCAAGCAUUGGCAAAACGCGACAGAAAGCGACAACAUUGCUCUUCAUGGAUUUCGCCGGUUCAAAACCACCCAUCUUCUCAACCUCCGUUUCAUCGAAGACGGGGUCGCCGAACUGGACCAUCUCAUCUACCAGGCCGGACUUACACUAGACCGUGAUCCGUCAUCUUCAGAUCGUCUUGGCCUGAGACAUGGCAGAAAAGACGAAGACCCUCCUCCACUAGACGAAGUAAUUACGAACGAGAGGGUCUUUUCUGAUAGUUUUCACAAGAAGAAAGAAGAUACCGAAGUCCUGGACUGGCUGAUACCGACUGACUACGGGCCUCAACAAACCGACUACCUGAAGAGGCGUCAACCAGGCACAGGACAAUGGCUCCUUGACUCUGACAAGCAUACGAGUUGGUUCAGAGAACCAAACAAGACGUUAUUCUGUCCCGGGAUCCCUGGAGCUGGAAAGACGAUCUUGACAUCAAUUACCGUCAACAACCUUGAGAAGCGAUUUGGCAGCGAGACUAGCGUUGCAGUCGCCUAUGUCUACUACCGAUUCAAAAGCAGUCCGUCAAAAGAGAUUCGCGCAACCAAGGGCGACAUUCGCAGAUAUCUGCAAGGGCAUUUGUCCGAGCUUCCAGGAUUCGUCGCCAUUCAGCCUGACCUUCAGGACGAGAUCACAAGAAGCAUAACAAAAGCUGUUAAUGGAAUGUUUUUGCUGGCACAGCUCCAUUUUGCCUCAUUAAAAGGCAAAGAUACGCGCAAAGCUAUACAAACAGCAAUAGGAAAGCUGGCGACCGGUUCUGAUGCUUACGAUUAUGCAUACCAGUCCGCCAUGGAAAGAAUCCAAGGACAGCUCCAAGAGCAGGCAAAGCGUGCUAAGGAAGUCCUAUCAUGGAUUACAUGUGCGAAGAGGCCGCUUACCAAACUCGAACUGCAACAUGUUCUGGCCGUCAAAAUUGGUGAGCCAAGCCUUGACCAAGAUAACCUCCCGCAAAUAGGAGAUAUAGUUUCUAUAUGUGCUGGACUGGUGACCAUUGAUAAAGAGAGCAGUAUCGUCCGCCUAGUUCAUUACACAACACAGGAAUACUUUCAACGGACUAAGAGCGACUGGUUUUCCGACGCACAGGGCUCCAUCGCGGCA
Messenger RNA from Anthostomella pinea, 1176 nucleotides. The record is from the annotation of a GenBank genome assembly. Lineage: Eukaryota; Fungi; Ascomycota; Sordariomycetes; Xylariales; Xylariaceae.